AUGCGUUGCGUGGUCCGUAUCAUUCUUCUAACCUGCUUUAUCUUCGUCCUUUUCAUCUAUUUAGCCGUCACACAUGCCAACUCGAAGAUUGUAGUCGCGUAUGAUGCAAACGGUGAGUCAUCCGGAGCCAUCCGUUUCCAAUUCGAAUGUUCGCAGACGAAGAAGCCCGCCGCAUCCUGGACUUUGCGAUUCCCUCCCCGACGGUCGCGAGUCCGUUCACGAGCAAUGGCCAGCAGUCGAUGUCCGUUUCGGUAGCACUCGUUCUGAUUGUCUCCCUGAUCAGCGUGGCCCUCCUCAUCACAGGUAUCCUUUCCUCUUUCACUUUCCAUUCUUACUCCGGUCAAUCAGGUAUCAUUAUCAUUGCCGUCACUCUGGAUCCCACUUCUAGCAGCGAAGAAGAGGAAGAAUCGGAUCUGGAGAUAGACGAAACAUCCUCGACCCGGUCGAAACGAUCCGAUCAGCAGCUGGCCGAUCCGAACAGUUACUAUCCGCGCUUCGACUAUGACUUCAACACGUCCGCCACGAUCCUUUCCGAACUGUGA
Molecule: messenger RNA, 542 nt
Organism: Caenorhabditis sp. 36 PRJEB53466
Lineage: Eukaryota; Metazoa; Nematoda; Chromadorea; Rhabditida; Rhabditidae
Source: the annotation of a GenBank genome assembly